GAUAUAGAACGUCAUCGAUGAAAAUCUAAUUCUAUGUUGUCCCUGUCCUAGUCUUUUUUGAGGAAGAAGAAGAGAAGAGAAAAAAAACGUUUCACCAAACCCUAGCCCCUUUCUCAUCAUUAUCUUCUCUCGCUUGGUUAGCCGCAGAGUAGCGACGACGUCUCCUACGCUUCCGACGGUGUACUGCAGCAGCAUCCGACGGGACCAACAAUUUGAAUCGCUUUAUUCGUGCGACCCAUGCUCCGAUCGAUCUCAAUUCUUGACACCCACGACCUGACCGCUGCAGAUCUGCAAGUUUGAACACUGUUCAGCAAUCUCAAGCACGUUCUGUUACAAACAGUAGGUGGAAGCUAAUUACUGAGUGAGAGAUGUCGUACUUGCUGCCACAUCUUCAUUCAGGAUGGGCCGUUGACCAGGCAAUCCUCGCUGAAGAAGAACGUCUUGUGGUCAUUCGUUUUGGUCAUGAUUGGGAUGAGACUUGUAUGCAGAUGGAUGAAGUGUUGGCCUCAGUUGCAGAGACGAUUAAGAACUUUGCUGUGAUAUACCUUGUGGAUAUCACAGAGGUUCCUGAUUUCAACACAAUGUAUGAGCUGUAUGAUCCUUCCACAGUCAUGUUCUUCUUUAGGAACAAGCACAUAAUGAUUGAUCUUGGUACUGGAAACAACAAUAAGAUAAACUGGGCACUUAAGGAUAAGCAGGAGUUUAUCGAUAUCAUUGAAACAGUCUAUCGUGGAGCAAGGAAAGGACGCGGUUUAGUCAUUGCACCGAAGGACUAUUCAACCAAAUAUCGCUACUAAGAUUUCUGCUGCAUAUGCAAGUUCUCUUAUUGAUCUUGAAUACAAAAGAUUGCAUCUAGAAAAUAUGUAUUAUAUGACAUUGACCUCCUAAGAAGAAGUUAUGGUUUGUUCAGGAUGUCAUUUUGUGCUACAAAUGACUUCUUAACACAUAGACACCUCUGAAGAGGGUAUAUAACUGUUAUUGGCAUGAAGUCGAUUGAUCUAAUAAUGAAUAAGUUGUUUUUUCAAUCCA
Messenger RNA from Benincasa hispida (wax gourd), 1029 nucleotides. Its product is annotated as thioredoxin-like protein YLS8. Lineage: Eukaryota; Viridiplantae; Streptophyta; Magnoliopsida; Cucurbitales; Cucurbitaceae. Gene Ontology annotation, biological process: mRNA splicing, via spliceosome. The record is from RefSeq and is a predicted model, not a curated record. Gene Ontology annotation, cellular component: spliceosomal complex; U5 snRNP; U4/U6 x U5 tri-snRNP complex.